Molecule: messenger RNA, 2259 nt
Organism: Dentiscutata erythropus
Lineage: Eukaryota; Fungi; Glomeromycota; Glomeromycetes; Diversisporales; Gigasporaceae
Source: the annotation of a GenBank genome assembly
AUGCCACGUUACGGCAUUAAGUGUUUCAUAGAUCCACAUCAGGAUUGUGUAAGUGGCUCUGGUGCUCCAGGGUGGACUUUUGAAGUUGCAGGUCUUAACAUAGAGGAAUUCAAGGCUACAGGUGCUGCUUAUGUUCAUAAUACACAUCAUAGUCCAGGUGAACCUCCGUUACCCAUGGUAUGGCCUACAAAUUAUACAAAAUUGGCUAGUAGUACAAUGUUCACCCUAUUUUGGGGUGGUGAUGUAUUUGCACCAGAAACAAAAUAUGAAGGGAUAAACGUUAAAGAUUUUUUACAAGAAAAAUAUAUAAAUUGUUAUAAACACUUGGCAAAGCGUAUUCAACAUUUGGACGCUGUUAUGGGAUUUGAAUUAAUGAAUGAACCUCACCCUGGAUAUAUUGGCCUUUCAAAUCUUCUUCAAUAUGAUGCUGGUGCCACUCUUGUGUUUGGUGACUCACCAAAUGCCUUGCAAUCAUUUGCUCUUGGGGCUGGUAUACCUCAGGAGAUUGAAGUAUGGGUUAGAUCAUGGCCAUUUCCUACUCGUAAACAAACUACCCGAAUUGUUAAUAAAGAGUGCAAAUCUGCAUGGAUAAAUAAUCAAUGUACCUGGCAGCAACAUGGUGUGUGGGGAAUUGAUACUAAUACCUCAAAACCUAAAGUCCUGAUUAAGGACUAUUUCAUGAAACACCCCAAAACCGGUGAAAAACUAGAUUUCUAUAAAGAUUUCUAUUUACCUUUUGUAAACAAAUAUUCUGAGGCUAUUCAAAGUGUUAAGAAAGAUUAUUACACUUUUGUAGAACCACUUCCAAACGAGCCACCACCGAAAUGGGCGCCUGAAGAUCAUAAUAAAAAUAUAGUUUAUGCACCUCAUUGGUAUGAUCUAAAGAGUCUAUUUACAAAGACCUUUGAUGGCAUGAUUACACAUGAUGUUCAGCGUCUUACUCGCGGUGCUCAACACAUUGUGUCAGCCACGUAUUUUGGAAUUUCGGGAGCUAAAAAGAAUUAUUUGGGUCAAGUUCAGAACAUUAUCAAGGAUGGUCUUAAAAAUGUAGGAGACAAGCCUUGUGUUAUUGGGGAAUGUGGAAUACCAAUGGAUAUUAAUGAUAAAAAGGCUUUCGAAACUGGUGACUAUACACAUCAUAGCAAUUUCUUGGAUGCGGUGUUAGGUGCCAUGGAAAAGAACCUUGUUAAUUUCACCCUAUGGAAUUAUAAUCCAUUAAAUGAUAACGUACACGGUGACCACUGGUACGGUGAAGAUUUUUCAAUAUAUUCACCACCUCCAUUCAAGACUAGUAUGCCUACAACUCCACCUGCAUCAGUAACUUCAACCACUGUAACGAACGAAGCCACUGUCUCCAUUGUAAAUAAUGAAUUCCGAUCGAAACUGAAAUCUAGAGUGAAAGGAACGCUUAAAAUUCAGACAUUUCAAAAUUAUGGUCCAAAAGACCGAACGCUUCAAGAUAAACUUGAAAAUAAUAAAGAUAAUAAAGAGCAAAUAUUUCAAGAUGCACCUGAAGAACCAAAUAAUCCUUUAUCCUUGGAUAAACUUGAAAACCCUAUUAGCGCUGAGAUAUAUGUAGAGUGCGAAAACGCUAUGGACCAAUUAAGUCCUACAAGUCCUACAUCUCCAUUUGACCUAAAUCCAUGGCAGCUUGAACAAGACCAAGAAGAGUCUCAUCAUACUGGAGGUAGAGUCUUGGAUGCCGUUUUGCGCCCAUAUGCUGCUAAAAUUAUCGGUAUACCACAUACCAUGAUAUUUAAUUUAAAGACCAAGGAAUUUACAUUUAAAUUUACAAAUUAUCCUGAAUCAAAACGAAUUGUAAACUCCGAUGCUCUUAUUGUUGCACCAGAAACAGAAAUAUAUAUUCCGAGUUAUCAUUAUAAAAGAUUAAAUCUUGAUAUCCGAGUUUCUGAUGGGGAUUGGAGGUAUGUUAAAAGUAGACAAACAUUAUAUUGGAGGGUUAAAGAUUGGAUGACGGAAGGCGUAGAACACACUAUACGAAUAAGAGGUAUUGAAAGUUCUGCAGUCAUUCCAUCAGAGACAUCAGGCAGUGUUGAAUGUAUAAAUGAUGACAUCAAAAAACAAGACACUUUGAAAAUUGAAGAAGGAAUAGUUAGUACUAAAUGGAUUUUAGGUGCGAUUUUAAUUCUAAUAGUUGCAAUACUACCAUUUAAUAUAUAUUGGUGGUUAUUGCCAGGAAUGUGGAGAGCAGAUAAUAUCGAUAUAGAAUUAAAUAAUGUUACGUUUAUAGUUGAUUAG